Messenger RNA from Acanthosepion pharaonis, 501 nucleotides. NCBI's taxonomy places the organism in Eukaryota, Metazoa, Mollusca, Cephalopoda, Sepiida, Sepiidae. The record is from the annotation of a GenBank genome assembly.
AUGUUAAGGUCACAUUUGGUAAAGUCACUUCUAAAUUUCUCCCUCUCCUACUUUCCCGUUUCUUCUGUUGCUAACCUAAAUUCAAUUUUUAGAAAUUUAUAUUAUAAAAGAAGUUCAUUUUCUUUCUUUCUUUCUUUCUUUCUUUCUUUCUAUCUAUCUAUCUAUCUAUCUAUCUAUCUAUCAAUUCAUUAUCUAUCAAUUCAUUAUCUAUCUAUCUAUCUAUCUAUUUAUCAAUUCAUUAUCUAUCUAUUCAUUAACUAUAUAUCUUUCUAUUCAUUAACUAUAUAUCUCUCUAUUCAUUAUCUAUCUAUCAAUUCAUUAUCUAUUUUUUCAUUAUCUAUCAAUCAAUUCAUUAUCUAUCUAUCUAUCUAUCUAUCUAUCAAUUCAUUAUCUAUCUGUCUAUCUAUCUCUCUAUCUAUCUAUCUCAAUCGAUUCAUUAUCUAUCUAUCUAUCAAUCAAUUCAUUAUCUAUUCAUUAACUAUAUAUCUUUCUAUUCAUUAA